GGUGACAAUCAGACGAAUUCCAGCCGCUGGAGCGACAGCAUGUGCUUGGUGCGGAUCUUCCAUGUGCUGGGUAUAAUGGCCCUGUUUCCACAGUUCGCUUUCUUCGGCGAAAGUGUCGAUGGGAGUGAGCUGAGCUACGGCGACUUUUACGGCAAUGCCAGUGCCAGAAUGCUACGGUUCCGUGACUUUGAACCGCGCCAGCACGCCGGAAGAAUGGACGUGGAACUUGAGCUGGAUGCAGGGGAGAAUGCUGGACAGGAUCGCGAGGGCCGUGGCUUCCAUUUCCAUGCCAGCGGCGAGGAUGUGAGUGUGGAGUUGGAGUUCAUCGUUCCCUUCCUCAAAGUUCCCGUGAAGAGGAGCAUGCAUCUGGCUCGGAAUGCCGUACAAAACCUACUGAACCUGCGAACUGGAGCUUUGGUCAACACCGCAGUUGUUGUGGCCGCUGGAGCAGUCAUAGCUGCUGUGGUUCGAUUACUUCUAGCCCCACUGGUGAUCACCUCGCUGGGCAAUGGAUACGGCUACAAGUCCGCUCCAGACAGAGGCGGUAAGUUCAAGUGGAACUUAAAUCUUUUAGUGGAUAUAACUAUACAUAUCCUUUGUGGAACAGUGCGCCGGCUGACUGAUGUGGUAGAGUCGCAACUGGAGGAGCACAACAUCGACGUGUCCGUCUGUGUGCAGCGGAUGAUCUGCCAGUAUCUGCAGCAGAACCUAUCAUCUGGAUACGAUAGGGCUCUCAAUGUUUUGACCAGCUCCUCCUGGUUGCAUUCCAUCGUCGAUGGCACAGCAGUUUACCACGCCAUCCAGUCAGCCAGAAGUAGUCGCAGUUGUAACCACACAUAUCGCAGUUGCAAAUGGCCCAAUCAGCUGAACUGGAAGUCUGGGAGCUUACCAAGGGUUCCCGAGUUCUUCAAUGGAUAGUAACAUCAAAAGUUUCAUUCCAUCAACAUUGUUAUAUUUAAUUAUUUAUUGACUUCUAAAUUAAGCAUAAGUAAUCGUAAGUUAUUGUAAGAUAGCGAUUUCAAAUAAAAAAGAAUUAUCUAAAAUAUUUUACCUGCUUUACUUCACGCGAUUGUUUGCUUAUAUAAUGGAAAUGCCGGAAAAUUGGAUUAAUUUCGGCCACUUCUCCCCCAAUUAGAGAAGGUAGCUAUGCUAUCUUCCGCUUUCAUCUACCGACACUCCUCCACUUCCUCCAGCUAAUCGUUUUCGCACCUCCGCAGCUGUUAUGUCACACUCGCCACUUUGCUGCAUUUUGUUUCCCAGUCACGGGUGGCAACUGGAAACUGGAGUCGCAGUUCAAAAUUAUGGCAGCCAAGAGGCAGCCAAGCGGUAA
This is a messenger RNA of Drosophila yakuba, 1330 nucleotides long. RefSeq lists its product as uncharacterized. The record is from RefSeq and is a predicted model, not a curated record. NCBI's taxonomy places the organism in Eukaryota, Metazoa, Arthropoda, Insecta, Diptera, Drosophilidae. The transcript has 2 exons. Bases 40 to 918 code for a protein of 292 amino acids.